Messenger RNA from Pogona vitticeps (central bearded dragon), 3628 nucleotides. The record is from RefSeq and is a predicted model, not a curated record. NCBI's taxonomy places the organism in Eukaryota, Metazoa, Chordata, Lepidosauria, Squamata, Agamidae.
CCCCACACCUGCGCCUCAAACGAGCGCUUGAGGGCGGCUCCACGAGGGACGUUUCCCUGGGCGGGGAGAAAUCCUCUCAUGGAUACCUUACCAAGCCGUUCUUUAAGGCGACACUAGCUCCAGCCGCUGGGCCAGGCGGCCGCGACGGCCCUUGUCCCCCCUCUCCCACCCCACCCUUGUGGCUCUCGGUUUGUUGAGGCCCCCAAAGCGGGGCUCCCUUUCUCCUCCAGACCCUGUCUCUCGGCCGCCCGUCCUGCCCAUCCUCUUUUCUCGCCUUGACCAGCAGGGGGCGCUGCGGGCGGAGGCCUUUUUUCGGAUCUGGGCCGAAAAACUCGUUCUCCCGCCGAGGCUCCGACCAGCAACGGGUUGGGCCUACUUUGUUUCGGGGAGAGCGGGACCAGCGGCGCUUUGGCCGGAUCGGUAGCGAUGGAGAUCGGCACCGAGAUCAGCCGUAAAAUCCGGAGUGCCAUAAAGGGAAAGCUGCAGGAAUUGGGAGCAUAUGUUGAUGAAGAGCUCCCUGAUUAUAUCAUGGUCAUGGUGGCAAACAAGAAGAGCCAGGAGCAGAUGACAGAGGAUCUUUCCCUCUUUCUUGGAAACAACACUGUGAGAUUUACUGUCUGGCUUCAUGGUGUGUUGGAUAAACUUCGUUCUGUAACUACAGAACCUGCCAAAUCUUCAGAAUCCAACCUCUUUGAAAGCAGUCUGCCAUCUGGCAAAAACUUAUCAGAUGGAAGUGAGGAGAGAAGAGUGGAGGAAGUCCUACAGCCUCUUACAGUCUCAAGUUCUCGUCCUGAAAGGACAGAUUCCCGAGUCUCAACUAGUUCCCAGGAACAGAAUGCUGCUGCCUGGCAGUCCUGCCAAGAUGGCCCUCCUUCUCUCUUGAUGUCGACUGUGAAACCACUGAGGGAAUUGUCCCCCUUGGAAGCUGUGAUCGACAUUAAGCCUGAGCCAGAUGAUCUCAUUGACGAAGACCUCAAUUUUGUCCAAGAGAACCGGAUGCCCCGAAAGAAGCCCCUUGUGACAGUGACUUACGGUUCUUCCCGUCCAUCUGCUGAAAUUUAUCGCCCACCAGCCAGUCGAAACAUGGAAGGCAACGUUCACUUGCAGAGGUUGCCACAACACAGCAACCUACAAAAUGCCAAGCAGCUUGAUAUACAGGAUGGUAGGUCACUGGAAACUGUCCAGCUCUGUGAUCCAGAUGCAUUUGGCAGCUUGGCCGAGAGUUACAGGCCCUCUUCCAAAGGGAAUGCUGAUAAAAUUAGCAGUGAGGAAGAAACACUGAGGAAGAGAAAACUCCCAGUUGUAAGCUCAGUAGUGAAAGUGAAGCGGUUUAGUAUUGAUGGAGAGGAAGAGGAAGAAGAGGAAGACUAUGGACUACGGCUGGGAGGCAUAUCCAGCAGCGUCUCUGUGCCUGCGAAACCUGAAAGAAGGCCUUCACUGCCACCUUCCAAACAGGCCAAUAAGAAUUUAAUACUGAAAGCUAUCUCUGAAGCUCAGGAAUCGGUUACAAAGACAACUAAUUAUGCUACAGUCCCAGCAAAACAGACAGUUCCUGUGGCUCCCAGAACCCGGACUUCUCAUGAAGAAGCUCUCCUGGAAGUUAUUCAUGGGCAGAACCGUUUAUCCAGAAUGAACCCCCAGGAAGAAGAGCCACAUGAGCAACUGCUAGGAAGAGUACCAGGGACCCAGCAGAGGCAACUCUUUUCUCGUCUCCAGGUUGAACCAAGCAUCGAAGAGACGUUGCAGAAGGCCCAAGAAUAUUUUAGUUUGGAAUCCAUGGUCCACACAGACACCAGAUCAUUUAUCUUGAAGAAGCCAAAGCUGUCUGAGGAGAUCCUGGUGCCCCAGAACGUGGAAGUGGGGCACAAGUCCACAGAGGCAUUGCAAGCACUUUCUGGACGGCUGAUACAGACACGAGAGCAGCUUGGGCACCCGGAGAAGCCUGCCAGUCCCAAGUUCAUAGUCACAUUAGAUGGAGUUCCCAGCCCUCCAGGGUACCUGUCUGACCAAGAGGAGGAAGAGCAAAAUCUUAUGGAAGGAGUUAGGCCAGUUCUUCCCAGGGCGACAACCAGCAAGGGAUUACGGAGCCUCCGUGCCCAACAGAUGCACAUUAUUUCCAGACAGCUGGAGAGCACUGAUGUAGAGAUGCAGGAGGUGGGCAUCCUGCACAAAGUGGAAAAAGUACCCGAGCGCUGCAAGUACUGGCCCGCCUGCAAAAAUGGAGAUGAAUGUGCCUUCCAUCAUCCCACCCUGCCAUGCAAAAUCUUUCCCAACUGCAAAUUUGCUGACAAGUGCUUGUUCAUCCAUCCAAACUGUAAAUACGAUGCAAAGUGCACCAAGCCAGACUGCCCGUACACUCAUGCCAGCCGACGGACCCCACUGCCACCUCCGAAACCAGCUCCGCCACCAGUACCACCAGCACCUUCUACUAGCCAGCUUUGCCGUUUUUUCCCUGCUUGCAAGAAAAUGGAAUGCCCUUUCUACCAUCCCAAACAUUGUCGGUUUAACACCCAGUGCACCAGAGUAGAUUGCACGUUUUACCACCCUGCCGUUUCUGUACCACCACGUCAUGCCUUGAAAUGGACUCGAACCCAAACUAGGCACUCCACAAUGAAAUUUAAUGGACCAAGCAAACAAUGACAAUUGUAAACUCCAUGAAAUGCAGUGAAUCAGAUAUACUGUUUUUUUAAAAAUAAAGAACGGUGACAAAAUGUGGUGUUUCCAGCUAACAAAUUCUUUUUUAAUUAUUAAUAAAAAUGUUGGAGGGAAUUUGAAAAUAAAAUGUUUGGAUACUUUUUCCCACUGUUUGUGUGUCACUUUGGAACCAUUUUCAAAGAGUGGGAAUUAAUUUCUAUCUACCAGAGGACAUGGUGGGGUAGUAAGUGCCAGAUUUUCAAAGAUCUUAAAAAGAAACGUGUGUUAUAGCUGUGACUUGUUAUCACAACAGUCAGGCAUCAUGGAGUCCUUUGUGGUAAAGCAUGACUCAAAUAAUGUACAGAUCUGCUCGCGGUGGCUUGCUAACUUUGGGCUAGUAAAAGUUAUCACAGCAGCAAGCAGAUAACAUGAAAGGCAAGAACACAUUCAGACUCUUACCCUCACCAACUCCCACACCUAGUUUCAAACAAAGAAAGUACAAGCCAGUCUCCCAGCCAUGUAUUCUGGCAUUUCAACUGCUUGACAGUUCGCCCAAUCCUAAUUUAUUCAGGAAAAAAAAAAUCAAGUUGAUCAAAUCUUUUCUAAGUUGCCAAACACAUCAGGUAGGGUAGAUUGAGUUUUGUACUAGGAGUUCCAAAGGUCUUCCUGUUCUAUGUGUAUAUGAUGCUUCUUUUCUGUACUGGGUGAGAAAACAAAGUAUUUUGAUUUAAAAAUGCAUAAGUGCAUGCUUGCACAUUUUUACAACUGGUAUUAAAAACAACCUUCAACCUUAUUUGCCAAUAAGAAAGUAUGCUUUUCCAAGCCAAGUUUCUGUUUGUAGCUAGCUGUUCUGAAUUUCCUUUGAACAUCCUAUGGUUCUGGACCGAAAUUUUAAACAUUAUGAAGUGACUGAGGAUCAUAGGUAAAACAUUAUUCACAGGCUGAAAUCCUGUUGCUUAGCAUAGUAAAUUGUACUAGAGUAAGCCCAUUGGCA